Homarus americanus (American lobster) is the source of this 918-nucleotide messenger RNA. RefSeq names its product 7,8-dihydro-8-oxoguanine triphosphatase-like. Bases 110 to 592 code for a protein of 160 amino acids. Gene Ontology annotation, molecular function: 8-oxo-7,8-dihydroguanosine triphosphate pyrophosphatase activity. Gene Ontology annotation, biological process: DNA protection. NCBI's taxonomy places the organism in Eukaryota, Metazoa, Arthropoda, Malacostraca, Decapoda, Nephropidae. The record is from RefSeq and is a predicted model, not a curated record. The transcript has 3 exons.
ACAGUACUACGAAGGAUAUCUGAAAUCAGUGUGUUUUGGCUAAAAUGCUUGUAUUAUUUAGCAGAUGUAGCAUAACAUAUACAUCGCGCAUUCCCGCGCCAAAUCAAAGAUGACUGUGUACACAAGGAAGCUCUUUACCUUGGCUUUUAUAAGGGAAGGAGACAAAGUUCUUCUCGGAUUCAAGAAGCGAGGAUUCGGCCAAGGAAGGUGGAAUGCCUUUGGAGGUAAAGUGGAACCCGGUGAAACCACUGAAGAGGGAGCUAUCAGGGAAGUGCGGGAGGAGGCAGGUGUGGAGGUAGUUGGAGGUGUGGAGAAAGUUGGGGAGUUGGAGUUCACUUUCGAAGGCGACACAACCCUGAUGCAUGUCAUAGUGUACCACGCCCGAGGCUACACUGGCACGCCCACGGAGAGUGAAGAGAUGAAGCCACAGUGGUUCAACGUGGAUAAUAUUCCCUAUACUAAGAUGUGGCCGGACGAUGAACUGUGGUACCCAAUAUAUCUACGGGGUGGAAAGUUCCGCGGGGCCUUCCAUUUCCGGGGCUAUGACCAGAUACUGUCACAGAAGUUGGAAGAGGUACAAACACUGUCUUAAUUGACGUGGAAGUAUUUGUUUCUCAUUUUCUGGACCCAGUCCAUGAUGUCACGUUGUGCCGUGAUAGAGAAGAGGCAGAAUGAGAGUGAAAGGUCACAGCAGCAUAAUUUCAGGAAGCUUUGAAGACUGAACUGCCAUGCAUAUAAUGAAACAAGAAAGAUGGAUAAUAAAUAGAAACCUUAGAUAAUUAAGCAGUUGUUUGAAGAAAAGUGAGUACAAUUUAAAGUUAUAUACUCUAGAUGAUUGAGGAGGUAAUUAAUAUAUGAAUAAUCAUUUACUGUAUAUUGCAUAUUGUGAACAAAUCAUUGGCGUUAUAACCAGUCACU